Molecule: messenger RNA, 8332 nt
Organism: Sinocyclocheilus rhinocerous
Lineage: Eukaryota; Metazoa; Chordata; Actinopteri; Cypriniformes; Cyprinidae
Product: tyrosine-protein phosphatase non-receptor type 13-like
Exons: 48
Coding region: 380-7741 (2453 amino acids)
Biological process (GO): peptidyl-tyrosine dephosphorylation
Cellular component (GO): cytoplasm; nucleus; cytoskeleton
Molecular function (GO): phosphatidylinositol 3-kinase regulatory subunit binding; protein tyrosine phosphatase activity
Source: RefSeq, a predicted model, not a curated record
GCAGGAGGGCUCACACAGACGGAGAGAGAUAUCUGAACCUUACGGGCUGGAAGGGUGACUCGGCUUCCCAAAGGAACCAAAGACGCGCUGCCCGUUUUCAGCCGCGUUAAGAUCAUCUCAAUUUACGUGCAGGGUGCACGUUUUUACGCAUUAUUCUUUAAGAAGAAACCAAGGAGUGCGGGUUAAAUUUUUUUUUAAAUGGAGAUCAUGGACCUUACGGUCGAAUUAGUUCUUAUGAAGUAAAACCUGUUGCCAGUUCGACCCGAGCUGGUUUUCCAUUUCAGGUUUGCUGGUGGAUGUGAUGCUGGACUCUUGUUUGCGCACUGGCUGGUAGUUGGAGCGAAGUUUGAAGUUGUAGGCCACUUAUUUGCGAGGCAUCAUGCAUGUGUCUCUGGCUGAGGCGCUGCAGGUUAGAGGAGGGCCGCUGCAGGAGGAGGAGGUCUGGGCCGUCCUGAACCAGAGCGCAGAGAGUCUGCAUGAACUCCUCCGCAGAGGUUCGACAGAUCCAUCUGCAUUGGGUUUUAUCAUCUCUCCAUGGUCGCUGCUGCUCAUGCCUUCUGGAAACAUCUCUUUCACAGAUGAAAAUGUCACACAGAAGGAUCUGCAGGCUUUCACUCCUCCAGAGAUGCUGGAGGGUCUCAACCUCUCCUCGCUUUCUGAUAUGGAAAAGAUGCACGUGUAUUCACUUGGCAUGACGUUGUUUUGGGGUGCAGACUAUGAGAUUCCACAGAGCCAGCCAAUGAAACUAGGAGAACAUCUGAACAACGUCCUGCUCAACAUGUGUGAUGACUCCACGCUCACCCGACUGUCCGUACGGUCGGCUCUGGACACCUGCAGCGCUCACAUCCGUAACUCCAACUGUGACCCUUCCUUUUCAUACAUCAGGAAGCUGGUGAGGCUCGUUCUUGGCAGUCUCUCUCAGCUGGAUGGUCUGUUGUCUCAAAGUGAAAGGGAGUCACUUCCAGAGAGAAGCAAAGAGAUUCGUGAACGUCUGCGAGGAAAAGGCCUUCCAGCAGGCCGUAGUGCCGCCCAUCGUGUGCUGGAGCGUUACAGAGCCCGAACCCAGGAGCAGGCCAACCUGAACCGCGGACUCAGUCGCUCUAUGGGCUCUCUUCCCAUCCAGGACCUUGUCAGAGCGGAUGAGGGUCUCAGUUCGUACCCCACUUCAGAGUACCACGCUGGGUCCGAAUCCUCUGCCGAACUCUACCAUCAACGCCAACAGCAACAGCUGCAACAGCGCGGCCGACCCCUGGAGGUGAACCAGCAUUCACACCCCCAUCAGAGAAACAAAAGCUGGGCCUCCUCAGCAGACCUGGCCUGCCUCGACCCGGAUAUGCUCCGCUUCGGGGCCCUGGAAGACGCCCGCAGGGGCAGCAGCGCCCUGAGCACCCGCUCGGCCGGUCAGCACAAGUCAUCUUCCAAGUCCAGGGACUCCCGGUACGCAGACUUUGGCAGCCUAGAUGUCAGGAAGGCCCAUCACCAUUCGAGCCAGUCCGUCGGCUCGGCGUUCAACAGCGCUUACGACCGCAUCAGAGAGAAGCACAAGAAACUGCAAGCUCUCAAACAGGCCAUGGAUGAUCCCCUGCAUACUCACAGAAGAUACCACAGCGACUACAGCUCCUCCAGCGAAAGCCCCUCCAUAACAUCAUCAGACCCCGACUACAGACAAGCUAAGAAGCCGGAAGAUUUAAGGCGAUACAGCUCUCAGGUCGGCCUGUCAGAGCAUGACGCCAUUUCACUCAGCAGUGCACAGAGACACAGACUUUUUGAGGUGGGUCAGGAUGAGCUGUCAGGCACAGAACUUCUGAUCCAGCGUCAGGAAGAGUUGCACAGGCUCCAGGCCCGGCUAUCUAGAGCCUCCAUCUAUCCCGGCGAAGACCCACGUGCCUCCAUUCUGGACCUGGCUGAGCCCCUUCGCAGCAGUCCUUUGGAAGCAGGCCUUCAUCCACGCAAAUUUAAAAAUUUGUUUGGCCCUGAGUUUGUGAGGAUGAGCAGCGAGCCAACUGUGGUUUUAACCGUUCCUUCAUCCAUAAUGCAGAACAAGCGUGGGAAGGUGGAGGAGAGUCAGAGGAAGGUGGGGGUGGUCUUACUGAACGGGCAGAAGUUGGAGCUGUGUUGCGAUGUGAAGGCGGUCUGUAAGGAUGUUUUGGACAUGGUCGUAGCUCACAUUGGACUGGUCGAGCACCAUCUCUUCAGUCUCGCCUACUUUAAAGAUGACGAGUUCUUCUUCAUUGAACCUGAUGCCAAACUUUCAAAGGUGGCGCCUGAAGGUUGGAAGGAUGACCCGAGGAAAAAGAAGAUGGAUGUCAAUUUUAAUCUGUUCCUACGUAUCAAGUUCUUUCAGGAUGAUGUCAGUCUGAUACAACACACAAUGACCAAACACCAGUACUACUUGCAGCUGCGGAAGGAUAUAUUAGAGGAGCGGGUACGCUGUGACCUGGAAAAUGCCAUGAUCUUGGCAUCUCUGGCACUGCAGGCAGAGUUUGGGGACUAUCAGACUGAGCUUCACGGAAAGACAUAUUUCCGAACGGAGCACUACCUCCCUGCUUCGGUUCUGGAUAAGAUCGAUCAGACCACCAUUAAAGAAGAGUUACCCAAACUCCACAGCUCAUACUACAACGCUUCAGAGCAGGAGGCCGAACUUGAGUUCCUCAAGGUGUGCCAGAGACUGCCGGAAUAUGGAGUUCACUUCCAUCGUGUGCUUCCAGAAAAGAGAUCCUUGACUGGCAUCAUGCUGGGCAUUUACUCGAAAGGUGUCCUCAUCUUCGAGGUCCUGAAUGGAAAUCGAACCCCUGUGCUAAGGUUCCCCUGGAGGGAUACCAAGAAGAUCUCUUUCACGAAAAAGAAGAUUUGCUUGCAGAACACUUCGGACGGGAUCAAACAUCUGUUUCAGACAGAUAGUCCGAAGACCUGCCAGUAUCUGCUGCACCUGUGCUCGGCCCAGUACAAAUUCCACCUGCACAUGAAAGCCAGACAGAACAACCAAGAACUGCAGGACCUGGAGAACUCUCCUCUGAGCAGUCUGCAGUACUCUGAUGGGAUGGGUGCAGUUAGUCUGUCCCCCAGCUCUGACCCUGAACUCUACAAGAGGAUGUCCUACUCUGAGAUCUCCCUCAGCAAGGGUUCGAGUCGGAUCUCUGUUCCUCCCGAACCACCUUAUCCAGGGUUCAGCAGCAGCUCCAACCCCAGGAUGAAGAGUCGUUCCCAUCAUAACUUGGGUCAGCUGCCUGAGUCGCCAGAGCACAGGAUGGUGCCUUUCAGUAGCCAAUCACAGAGCAGCAUGACACGUUCACAAGUGCUUGCAUCAACACACCAGCGUGCAAGCUCCGACACGGACUCCAUCGCUGUCGCCAGACAGCAGGAAGGUGUGUUCAGCAGCACGGUGGAUGACAGUCCCCGCUGGAGCCCCAAAAGCUUGAAGAAAGAGUCCGACUCUUCCUCCUGUGAGGACACGGGACAGGCGUAUGUCGUAGGUGUGAGCAUGCACAGCUCUGGAGUGCCCUCUACUCCUGCCUCCUCCAUAGGAAUCACUGACGCCUUGAAGAAGAAAGUACAUGCCUUACCCUCCCCAGAGCAAGAGAUACAGACCAUAAAUCUGAAGAAAGAUGUCAAGUACGGGCUGGGCUUUCAGGUGGUAGGUGGAGAGAAUUCUGGCCGUCAGGACCUCGGCACAAUCAUCAGCUCCAUCACACCAGGUGGACCAGCUGAGAUCAACGGCUGUCUGAAACCAGGUGACAGGCUGUUGAGUGUGAAUGAUGUCAGUCUGGAGAGCCUGUCACAUGACACUGUGGUGGAGGUUCUGCAGAAUGCCCCUGAUGAUGUCACACUGGUGGUCUCUCAACCUAAGGAGAGACUGUUUCCAGACUCUCCUUCAGGAAUCCAUCACUACAAAUCAGCCACACAAAAUCAGGAAGUAGACGUCGACUCUUCCUCUGAAGAUCAUACACGCUCCCCCAGCCCUCCUGCUGCCUCCAGCAAAACAUCUCCUCUUCAGUCCAUUCGACAGGGGAGCGUCAGCUCGCAGGACUCCAGGACAGAGAGCGCCGGCCUCCUGCAAACAAAUCUCAAUGGAUUCCAUCGCAACGUUCCCACCGAGGGUUCUGCACCCGUGCAGUCCAUCCCCACUGACAGCAAACCCUCUGUUGAAGCUACACCACCAGCUUUACCCCCUAAAACCAGAAAAUCCAAAGUGCCAGACAUUCCUAAAGAGCUGGAAUACUCCGACAGAGGGGAUUCGGACAUGGAUGAAGACACGUACUCAAGUAGCCAAGAGAAACAUAAGACUACAAAGGGCGGAUCAAACACAACAGUGAGGCAUGGAGGGAUAUACGUCAAAGGUGUCAUUCCUAAAGGAGCAGCUGAGCUGGAUGGGAGGAUAAAGAAAGGUGAUCGUGUGGUGGCUGUGAAUGGGAAGAGUCUUGAAGGAGCGACUCACAAACAGGCUGUAGAGAUGCUGAGAGACACUGGACAGGUGGUGCAUCUGUUGAUGGAGAAAGGUCAGCCCCCAAAAGACAGUAUCCAUGCCCCUCUGACCCCACAAGGCACUUCUGAACCUCAGAAUGCAGCUGCAGAGGAGCCGCCACCACCACCUCCAAAGAAAGCAGAAUACAGCUUCAUUACUCCAGAAAACACAUUUGAGGUGGGUUUGCUGAAGAACACGUCCGGUCUGGGCUUCAGUUUCAGCCGUGAGGAGAACGUUCCCGGAGAGCCUGUGGGCUCCAGCAUGGUCCGGGUCAAGAAGCUGUUUCCAGGGCAGCCCGCAGCUGAGAGUGGCCGCAUCGAAGUGGGCGACGUCAUUCUACGUGUCAAUCAGACGUCACUCAAACGACUGUCACAACAUGAGGUGAUCUCUGCUCUGAGGGGCACAGGACAGGAGGUGACCCUUCACUUGUGUAGACCUGCACCAGGGGUCUUACCUGAGAUGGACCCUGCCAUUAAAACUCCCGUACCCUCUCCACGAAAGGAACCCCGUCCCAAGCCCCAGCCUGAUGCCAAGACGAGCUCCCCGCCUCAGACGGAGCGCCCUCGUGCGGUGGGUCCUGUGGAAGAGGCUCUGGAGAGGCUGAUGGUGAAGUCGCCCAGUCGCAGGGACAGUUACAGCGACAGCACAGACAACGACGAGCUGGAGGAGGCCUUCAGCCCCGCCAACCUGGAGCAGGCCAGUCAAGCCUGGGACCGGAGUGUCUACCAGACCCCCAUGGGAAGACUCCCAUACGAGGCCGAUAUAGACGACACCAUACGAUCGGCUUAUUACUCACCCAGACAGUCCAUGUCUAGACCGGAUGUCAGCAGAAGUGAUUUGGACAGCUCUGCAGUUCGUAUGUCAUCUUCUCCAGCCCUGCCUGAGAUUGGGAUCCUGAGCCCCAGUCCAGACCCUCUUCCUCCACCACUGCCAAACCCGGUUAACCUCCGUCUACAAGAUCAUGGCCAGGAGGAAGAGUUCAUCCCUGAGGUGGAGUUGAAGGUUUCUCUGGUGAAGUCUGAUAAAGGAAGUUUAGGUUUCACUCUCACCAGAGGGAACGACAACAAUUGCUACAUCCAUGACAUUAUCCAGGACCCUGCUAAAGGAGACGGCCGACUGCGUCCAGGGGACCGCAUGAUAAUGGUGAAUAACACAGAUGUGUCCGGCAUGAAUCACACCGAGGUGGUCAACCUGGUGCGUGCCGCCCCCAAAGUCGUAGACCUCGUGGUGGGCCGUAUCCUCGAACCUCCCAAACCACCAAUAGAGGCCCACCUCCUUCCCGACAUCACGUUUCAGUGCCACGACGAGUCCUUAGGGCUUGUUCUCGAUGGAGGAAGUGACAGUGGGUUGGGCGUGCUGUACGUAAAGGACAUCAUCCCAGGAUCUGGAGCCGCUGCGGAAGGCAGCUUGAGACAAUUGGAUAUCAUACAUUACAUCAACGGCGCUCCGACGCAGGAUCUGACCUUGAUUGAGAGCCGCAGACUCCUGCAGCUGUCACUGAGGAAUCUCAGUCUCAAAGCCACCAGGGAUGGGAAGCCUGUUUUUCCGGGUGAGGAGCAGAUUUCAUUACUAAACAAUAACGUCAGUCCUAGAGUCUCACAGAGUAUGAAUGGUUAUCUCCAUGGCAACGAUCGUAAUGAAUUGGAGGCCCUCUCCGGUAUCUGUCCCGCUGAGGAGCAGAUUGUGAAGCUGCAGUUGGAGAAGCCGCCAGCAGGAGGCCUGGGCUUUUCUGUGAUUGGUGGAGAGAGGGGUAUUUUUGUGAAGUCCAUCACCCCUGGAGGCACCGCAGACACCGCGGGCACAUUGCAAGUUGGCGAUCGUUUACUGAAGGUGAAUGAGGAUCUGAUGAUCGGUGUGUCUCACUCUAAAGCCGUCACCACCAUCCGUAAAGCUAAAGGCUUGGUGCACCUCAUCGUCUCCCGUCCUCCUGACCAAAUGCCCAACACGUACCUGGGCUUUCUGCCUCUCAAAUCCAACGGUGUGAAUGGCGACAAUGAUGUGAGUGAGGACAGCGGUGUGAAGACAAAAAUCCAGACGCCAUCAGAGCAAAGCAAGACCAACCCACCUCCCCUCCCUCCAAUAGACUAUGACACUGGCUCUCUAGAGAAAGGGAAGGGAACAGAAGGAAGUGGUGACCUAUCAGAGGACACAGACUGUGACGGCUCGUCUCUGCCGGAAGACUCCCCAGAGACGUCUCGGAAGGCUGAGUGGAAGGAAGAAAAUAUUGAUGUUCCACUGAAUGACAGUGCCCUGCGGUCAUCGUCGGGUCAGCCGGAUGAGGAUGAGAUCACAUGGGGGAGUGAUGAGCUGCCGAUAGAGAACAUCAACUCUAAAUUUACUGAAGAUGGACCCAUUGUCACUGAAGAAGAGUUGACGUCUCUGCCGCUGGUUAAAGUGGUUCCUGACGGUCAUUAUACAUCCGCUAACCUCAACACUAUAGUCCUUAUGAUGAGAGGCCUGCUGGAACAGAAAGUUCCUCUGCAAGAGUUUGAGAACCUGCAGAAUUUGCGCCCCUUGGAUGAAUGUCUGAUUGGUCAAACCAAAGAGAACAAGAAGAAAAACCGAUACAAGAACAUUGUUCCAUUCGACACAACCAGGGUCAUGCUGGGGAAGGAUGGUGGCUACAUCAAUGCCAACUUCAUCAAGAUGCCUGUGAAAGAUGAGAACUUCCUGUACAUCGCGUGUCAGGGGCCACUGCCCACCACGCUGGGGGACUUCUGGCAGAUGGUUUGGGAGCAGAAGUCCAACGUGAUUGCCAUGAUGACACAGGAAGUGGAGGGGGGGAAGGUGAAAUGUCAGAGGUACUGGCCCGACACACCUCGCUCGCCCGCGAUGGUGGACGACCGGCUGCAGAUCACACUGGUCAAAGAUCAGCACCUGGACAACUUCGUCAUCCGCCUCAUAGAGGUCAAAGACAUCCAGACUAAUGAGAUCCAGAGAGUCACUCAUCUGAACUACACAGGCUGGCCUGAUCAUGGAACCCCAACUCAACCAGAACAGCUCCUGACAUUCAUUUCCUACAUGAGACACAUCCACCAAUCAGGGCCCAUCAUCACCCACUGCAGUGCAGGGAUUGGCCGAUCAGGGACGCUGAUCUGCAUAGAUGUGGUUCUUGGCCUCAUCAGCAAAGAUGCAGAUUUUGACAUAUCAGAUGUGGUGCGUACCAUGAGACUCCAGAGGCAGGGCAUGGUGCAGACAGAGGAACAAUACAUUUUCUGCUACCGGGUCAUCUUGUAUGUGCUCAGAUGUCUGCAGGCGGAAGAGCAACUCUCGGGAUAAAGCGUGGAGCCCACUGUCUUCCUGCUCUCCUGACAGGCUCGAGAGAUCAGCUGAAAUACCAGCGGCUCCAGUCAUCACCGUGUUCAGAAGCAGUUUCUUUAUAUUCCUAUCAGGGGCUUUGACCUCGUCAGAACACAUUUGUCUUAAGAUGUUUUGGACGUCAGUGACGUGUACAAUCCUUGCAGAAUUUUGUCUAUUCUUAUGGCUUACAUUCUUGACCAUUGGCUGCUACUUCUUUAAAACCAUUUCUUUUAUAAUUUAUCAUUUUUUGUUAAAAAAACCCAGUUUUUAUAGAUUCCUUAAAGAUUACGGAUCAAAUAAAUAAGAAAUGAAUUCAUAUUUUUUUGUGGUACAAAAUUCUUCUUGUGCAUUUUAAAUGAAAUGAUGCUGGAAAUGUUGCCUUGACAGAAUACGAGACAGUAUUUGCUUUGUAAAUCUUUUAGAAAUCGGUGCCAGUGGUAAUCGGCGAAAUUUAAAGUGUUAUAUUAAGUGUGAUAUUUAUCUCAUGAAAUCUGUUGAUAUGUUUUAAAGCUGUUACAUACUGGACAAUUUGCAAUUUGUAAAUAAAAGAAUAUCAUGCCUUUAUGGUUU